AUGGCUGAUGGAGGGCCACCUGGGCUCAGACAAAAGACUCCUGACGCUUGUGGAGAGACUUCGACAGACACGAACCUCGCCCCAGAGGCUUUCAGCAUGAACCAAAACAGUGCACUGUGCCUCCCACUGCUGUCUGAGGAUCAGAAGCUUAUAUGGGUGCACUCAAACCAGAUCAACCUACAGAUGGAUGGUGCAGCAGAGCUGGAGAAGGCCUUUGACAGGUUCCCGUACCUGACACAGGAAGAGACAGCUGCGCUGGCACAGCAUUGCUCCCUGCACCCAGACCAGGUGAAGGUGUGGUUCAUGCUACAGAGGCUCCGCUAUGGCAUCAGCUGGGACUAUCAAGACAUUCAAGAGGUCUGGAGGAAGCUGAAGUUAAGUCAGGGAAAGGAAGAGCUGCAAAACCUGCAAAAAGAGGAUAAAAGAAAGAAGAAGAAACGGGGGAGAGAGGUAAAAGAAUCUGGUGGGAAGAAAGCAGGAAAGGUCACAGAGGAACAGAACACAAAGGAGGGAUGGAUGAUGGGAGAAAAUGGGAGGGCUAAUGAGCAAUUUGAGAGAAAAAUGAAGCAGAAGCAACCAUUGAAGAAAAAGGAGGACAGAAAAGUAGGAAAAGUUGAGGGAGACAAAGGGAACACUCGGAAAAAGCAGAAAAGGAUGGGAAAGAGGAUGAAGCAAGACGAUGAUGGUAUUGUGGAGAGAGCCAGACGGAUCUACUGCAGUGCAAAGACAAAGACUCAGUUGGAGAUGAUGAAGGUGGCUUUCUCUCACUGCCAGUAUCCAAACAGAGAAGUGUACGACCGCCUGGCAGCGUUGAUUGGUAUCCCUCGUUACAUGUUGGUUCAGUGGUUCGGUGACAUGCGCUAUUACAUCAAGAAAGGACGGCCGCACUGGAUGAGUGAGAAGCAGCACAGACAUGCACUGGUCAACAUCAAGUACCGGCAAUGUCUGAACAUGCUGGCAAAGGAACAGUCUAGUGAGGACAGCAGGAAAGGCAGCCUGGAAGAGGAAGGCUGA
This is a messenger RNA of Toxotes jaculatrix (banded archerfish), 1014 nucleotides long. It is a transcript of the gene homezb, whose product is annotated as homeobox and leucine zipper encoding b. Gene Ontology annotation, molecular function: DNA binding; DNA-binding transcription factor activity, RNA polymerase II-specific. The record is from RefSeq and is a predicted model, not a curated record. Gene Ontology annotation, cellular component: nucleus. The transcript has a single exon. Gene Ontology annotation, biological process: regulation of transcription by RNA polymerase II. Lineage: Eukaryota; Metazoa; Chordata; Actinopteri; Toxotidae. Bases 1 to 1014 code for a protein of 337 amino acids.